This is a messenger RNA of Pelodiscus sinensis (Chinese soft-shelled turtle), 587 nucleotides long. NCBI's taxonomy places the organism in Eukaryota, Metazoa, Chordata, Testudines, Trionychidae. The record is from RefSeq and is a predicted model, not a curated record.
UGCCACCACUGCUGGGGAGCUACAUGGAACCAGAUACUGCUGACAAACUGAAUUCUCUAAAUGUCUCAUUGCAAGAAGUGGAAAGUACUAUUUUUCAUCUGCAAACCAAGAUAUUUGCGUUCAAGGGAAAGCUUGAACUCUGGAAAACAAAGAUCAAAACUGUAUUGAGCAUUCCAUUCCAAUUGUUAACUGACACUAACAAUGACACAGAAUCUGAACAAUUGAGUUUUGUGAAGCCAAUCAAGAAUGUCCUGACUUCUCUCAGAACCAGUUUGAAUAAAUAUUUCCCUGAAGAAAAUGCACCCCUGCAUGGAUUAUCCAGUGACCUUGUCCCAUCUUUCAAAUGACAUUGAGGAGAAGCUGGCUGAACUUCAGAGUUCAGUUAGGACCCUGGAAAUUCAAAUGUAAAAAGACUUUGUGGGAUUUUUGGUUGAAAGUUGGCUCAGAAGAUCCAGCUUUGUCAAAGUUGCAAUCACAGCCCUUUUGCCAUCUUAUUUGUGUAAAAUUGUAUUCUCUGUGCUGGCGGGACUAAAACAAAGUGCUAUUCAAGGCUGGAAGUGGAGGAGAACCUUUGAGUGUUAGUUUAA